AUGGCCGGGAGCGGGUGGGCGAAGGCGCAGGCCGGGGGGAUGCUGCUGGCCCUCCUCGGGUGGGUCUCCUCCUGCGUCACCACCUUCGUGCCGCUCUGGAAGAGCCUCAGCCUGGACCUGAACGAGCUGGAGGUCUGGACCAUGGGGCUCUGGCAGGUCUGCAUCGCCCGGGAGGAGGGGACGGUCGAGUGCCGAGCCCACGGCUCCUUCCUGGCGCUGCCCGCCGAGCUGCGCGUCUCCCGCCUCCUGAUGUGCCUCUCCAACGGGCUGGGGCUGCUGGGCUGCCUCCUCGCCGCCCCGGGGCUGGAGGGCUGGAGAGCCUGCGAGGACAAACCCCGGCUAAAGCGGCGACUCCUGCUCGCCGGGGGAGCGGCGUUCGGCGCGGCGGGGAUGGCCACCCUGGCGCCGGUCUCCUGGGUGGCCUACAACACCGUCCUCGCCUUCUGGGACGACGCCGUCCCCGCCAUCGUCCCCCGGUGGGAAUUCGGGGAGGCCACCUUCCUGGGGUGGUUUGCCGGAGCCUUCCUCGCCGCCGGCGGGCUGCUCCUCGCCUGCGGCGCCCGCUCCACAGGACCCGACGCCGCGCCCCCCUGCCGUCCCCCCGCCCCACGGGGUCCGGCUGGGGGCCACCACCCGCACCCCAGAAACGCAGACCUGGUCGUCUAG
Messenger RNA from Gymnogyps californianus (California condor), 666 nucleotides. Its product is annotated as putative claudin-24. Gene Ontology annotation, cellular component: bicellular tight junction; plasma membrane. Gene Ontology annotation, biological process: cell adhesion; bicellular tight junction assembly. The record is from RefSeq and is a predicted model, not a curated record. NCBI's taxonomy places the organism in Eukaryota, Metazoa, Chordata, Aves, Accipitriformes, Cathartidae. Gene Ontology annotation, molecular function: structural molecule activity.